This is a messenger RNA of Ostertagia ostertagi, 384 nucleotides long. Lineage: Eukaryota; Metazoa; Nematoda; Chromadorea; Rhabditida; Trichostrongylidae. The record is from the annotation of a GenBank genome assembly.
UCCAAGCCGAGCAGCGUUUCGUUCUCCACCUACAAGUCUCUGAUCAAGUCAUAUAAGUUUGAAUUGUGGGCUGGAAAUGAAGUUACUCCACGGGAGCUAGCCGUUCAUGGGUGGGAAUGCAAAGCCCGUGAUCAGGUACAAUGCAUUGCAUGCAAGCAGUUUCUUUGCACUUCCGUUCCAAAAAUCACUGAAGUUGACAUCAGUGUAUACACCAAAUGCAUGAGACGGGUCCGCGAGAAAAUAGUGAGUUCGCAUGUGCUUACAUGCAUAUACAGAUCGGAACCACUUGAAUUCAAACACUAUGUUGAUGAGAACUUCUUAAACGAUGUGGUUCGGAAGAGGAUCUCCUCAUACAAUAGAGAUGGCCUGAGAAUGAACAUGGUG